Messenger RNA from Ostreococcus lucimarinus CCE9901, 774 nucleotides. RefSeq lists its product with no specific name. The record is from RefSeq and is a predicted model, not a curated record. NCBI's taxonomy places the organism in Eukaryota, Viridiplantae, Chlorophyta, Mamiellophyceae, Mamiellales, Bathycoccaceae. Bases 1 to 774 code for a protein of 257 amino acids. The transcript has a single exon.
AUGGCGUCGACCGCGUCGACGCGCGCGCGCGACGCGAGACCGCGGCGACGCGCGUCGGGACGGCGCGCGACGCGAGCUUCGGGACGCGAGCUGGCGCGAGCGUCCCGAGGCGAAAGCGACCCGGACGACGCGCGCGACGCGCCGGCGGUCGCGUCGACGUCGCGUCGCGUCGCGUGCGCGGCGUUGCUGCUGGCGACGCGCGCCGGACGCGCGCGCGCGGCGACGGAUGGAUCUCGGGCGGCGCUGGAAGAGGUGCGCGCGGCGCGCGAGGACGUCGCGACGGCCAGAGCGGCGCUCGGCGACGUCGACGCGGACGCCGACGCGAGCGCGGACGCGCCGUCGGUGUCGAAGCCGUUGCCUUUGAAGGAAAUCGCGGCCGCGCUGAACACGAGCGCGGUGAAGAAUUUGGAGCGCAACGCCGUGGCGCUGGACGCCGUCGCGAAGGCGAGGCCGCUCGAGGACUGGGAACGCGAGGCGUGGCGAGGCGUGCGCGAGGAUGAAUGGUUGACGCAGAGUCAAACGACGACGCUUCCCAUGGCAAAACGUCCGAAUGACUUCUUGUGCUUCGUGUUCUCGUGCUACAACGAUCCCAGGGCGCCGGCGAGCACGGAAGUUUUAUUGACGAUGCGCUUGGCCAAGGACGGCGUCGCGAUGGGUCAACGGGGUGACAAGCGCAUCACCGAUCUCGGUCUCGCUGCGUCUCUGGAUGACGUUUUAGAAAAAUUAGACGCCUAUUUGGCAUUUGCGUCGAAAUUCGUCGAAGCGGGCGAGUAG